UAAAAAUGUUAAAUAUAUUUAUAUUAUUUAUACAUUCGAGUGCCUAUUACAACAACAACAAUUCUUCUUCUUCAAAAAAACUUUUUUUCUUUUUUAUUCUUUUUAAUUUAAAUAUAUCAUUAAUUAAUUCAAAAAUUUGUUUGUCUUCUUUAAAUGAAGAAAAUGAAGAAACUAAAAGUUUAACUAAAAGUAUAAAAAUAUGUCCAGAUUUUAAAGAUGAACCAGAAGAAAUUGCCUGUUGUCCUUCACAAAUAACUAGUGGAUCUUUCUUUUGUUGUACAGAACAACACAAAAAUGAGUUAGAAUCAGAAUUAGCAUCAGAAGCUAGAAAGAAAUUUAUUUCAGGACAUAUUCCAGAACUUGUACUUUUAAUUUUGGCAUUAAUAUUUUUAUUAUUUAUUUGUUGCUCUUAUUUAUGUAGGCGUACUCGGUUUUGUCCUUUGUUGCAUAGAAGAAAAGCUAGUAGUAAUUCUAAUAUUUUAAUUGGAAGAUCAACAUGCUCAGCUGCCGAUUCCUCAGAAUUUUCUUGCCGUCCACAAUUUAAUAAUGCACAACAACAACAACAAAGGCGCUCAUUUCAACGUCCAUACCAUCAUUACCAAAUAGCCUCUUCUUAUCAACAACAACAACAGCAAGCUAGUAGCCGUCCAUUAUUUAAUAAUACAAUAAAUAAUUUUGAAAAAGAAUGUGGUAAUUAA
This is a messenger RNA of Meloidogyne enterolobii, 698 nucleotides long. The record is from the annotation of a GenBank genome assembly. Lineage: Eukaryota; Metazoa; Nematoda; Chromadorea; Rhabditida; Meloidogynidae.